Mobula hypostoma (lesser devil ray) is the source of this 5820-nucleotide messenger RNA. Its product is annotated as collagen alpha-1(X) chain-like. The coding region runs from base 2230 to 4803 and encodes 857 amino acids. Gene Ontology annotation, biological process: extracellular matrix organization. Gene Ontology annotation, molecular function: protein binding; extracellular matrix structural constituent conferring tensile strength. Lineage: Eukaryota; Metazoa; Chordata; Chondrichthyes; Myliobatiformes; Myliobatidae. The transcript has 11 exons. The record is from RefSeq and is a predicted model, not a curated record.
AACUUAUUCCACUCUAUUUAUGGGUGAUUUCACCAUUAUAGGUCACAGAGUACAGCAUGAUGACUCUAACUCCAACUCUUACUACCUUAAAAUGCUGUUGUUGUUCCUUCAUCCAUGUAGAAUCAAUAAUUACUUUUCAUUCUAGAACUAAAUUCUGAUAUCCCCAAGAUACAGAUUUUCAAAAAUCAUUACCAGUCAGUGGUGCAAGCACACUAGAGAGAAGAUGAGAUACAGAUUCAGAUUCAGAAUGAUUUAUUUAUCACAUGUACACCGAAGCAAACAGUGAAGUGCAGUAUUUACGUUAACAACUAAGACGACCUAAGGUUUGAUGUCACUACUGGACCCCUUAUCUAAGAAAGGGUGUGCUGGCAUUCGAGAGGGCCCAGAGGAGGAUGAUGAGAAUGAAUCCAGGAAUGAAAAGGUUAACAUAUGAGGCGUGUUUGAUGGCUCUGGGCCUGUAUUCAAGAAUGGAGGGGGACAGGGGUGGAUCAGAUUGAAAGCUACUCACUAAUGAAAGUCUUAGAUAGAGUGGACAUGGAAAGGAUGUUUUCUAUAGCAGGAGAGUCUAGGACCAGAGGGCACGGCCUCGGAAUAGAGGGAGGUCCCUUUAAAAUAGAGAUGAGGAGGAAUUUUUUUGGGCAGAUGGUGAUAAAUCUCUGAAAUUCACUGUAAUAGAUAACUGUGGAGGCCAAGUCACUGGGUAUAUUUAAAGGGGUAGUUAAUGGGUUCUUUGUCAAGAACCUUAGGAGUUUCUUGAUUAGUAAGGGGGUCAAAGAUUACAGUGAGAAGGCAGGAGAAAGGGUUUGAGGGAAACUAAAUCAGCCAUGAUCAAAUGGUGAAUCAGACCCAAUGAACUUAAUGACCUCAAACAAGGGAAAAUCUGCAUAGGCUGAAAAUCGAAGCAACACACACAAAAUGCUGAAGGAACUCAGCAGGCCAGGCAGCAUCAAUGAAAAAGUAUAGGUGACGUUUUGGGCCAAGACCUUUCAGCAGGACUGGAGAAAAAGAGCUGAGGAGUAGAUUUAAAAGGUGGGGGAAGGGGAGAGAAAAACACAAGGUGACAGAUAAAAUUUGGAGGGAGAGGGAUGAAGCAAAGAGUUAGGAAGUUGAUUGGUGCAUGUGGUAGAAGAGUCGAAAGGCCACAGGGAUCACAGAAGAGGAGCAGCGAGAGAGGGUUUUACUGAACUCCCGUUGAAUGGAAAAUUUUAACUUCUUCAGGGUAGGCUUCCUGGAGGAGACUUUGCAGUGUAGUAUGACCAUGGGCUGAAUGACCUAAUUCUGCUGCUAUGUCUUCAGGUCUUAUGUUCAUAUUAAAAAUCAACAGACACAAUUAUCAAAAAAUACAAUUUCCUUUAAUGUUGUCAAGACUUUAGAAGGAUGGAAAUGCAUGAUUAUUAAAUAAUUUGCUAUUGCCAAAGACUACACCUACAGAAUGCAAAGCAACACUGACCACAAGGAACUCCCUAACUUGAUGCAACAUUUUGAUAUUUUAAAAAAAAGUACAGACUUCCUAAUUAAUGCUUCCAUUUUAACAGGAGGAGCCAUGAAAUUAGCUGUAGAACCACCUCUAUAUAAAUACAACAGGAUUCAUCUUUUUAAAGUAUACUUAAGUUACUCUUCAUCCAGGUCAAUCUUUUGGGAAACUUUUACAGAAGCAAGUCCACGAAGACCACAAACACUGGUAUGUUUGUUUAGAAUUUUGUUCAGAGUUUUGUUAACAUGCAGAAGAAUAUGGAAAUCUGGGAUUUAGUUCACUAACUUCAUCAGCAUUACAUUGUGUGUCCUUUAAACACUCUCAAUAUGAUCAUGUGUCAAAAUCCUGCAGCCAAACUAUUGACUGCCAACGUUUUGCUUAGAUAGAAAUGUUCUGGGACACUUAGGUUGUAAAAUCAUACCUGGCACAUAACACCUUUCAGAUAUGAUUAUAAAUACUAUUAAUUAUUUCGAAGGGCACCACAUAAGAGACACAAAAUAAAACAAUUUGUAAGGGCUUUCAAAUCAAAAGAUUUAGAUCACUAAAUCUCUUGAACUUUUCCUCUUUCCAUUGAUGUGACUGAAAUACUAGGCAAAUUUUGAAAAAGGCAACUGUUUAUCAGAGUCAUUUUUGCUUGCAUAAAAACUGGAGAGAAAUACAUUCCAUUCAACUAAUUUGUUAAUCCAAUAUCCUUGAAUCAUGCUUUCCUUUAACACUUCUCAAUAUUGCUUUUUUCUUUACAUUACAGGUGCAACAUGGUUUCAAAAGAAAUUAGUGCACUUCUGCUGUUGCUGCCACUGAACCUGGUUUAUGGAACUGAUCUUAUCAGAUAUGUAUAUCCAGCUUAUAAUAUAAAAAGCUAUGGGAAUAAUGAAGUAAAUUUGCACCAUUCAGCAAGCAAAGAAGACAGUGGGCAUAACAGCAACUCAAAAUCUGCAAGUAAUGAAGUAAAAGGAUAUGGAAACAAUGGCCACUCUAAUUCUGCAAGUCAUGAAGUAAAGGGAAAGUAUGCAUUCAAGAUUGAUGACAAUUCUGAAAGUCACCAGGUGAAGGGCCAAUAUUCAAGGAGAUCCUCUGAAGAAAAUAGGCAGAAUGGUCACUCCAAUUCUGACAGUCACCAAGUAAAGGGUCAGUAUUCAAGGAGAUCCUCUGAAGAAAACAGGCAGAAUGGUCACUCCAAUUCUGGCAGUCACCAGGUUAAGGGUCAUUAUUCAAGGAGAUCCUCUGAAGAAGACACCCAGGAUAGUCACUUCGAUUCUGGAAGUUACCAGGUCAAGGGUCAGUACUCAAGGAGAUCCUCUGAAGAAUACACCCAGUAUGGUUAUUUCAGUUCUGGGACACAUCUGGAAAAGGGCCACUAUUCAAGGAGAUCGUCUUCUGAAGAAAACAAUCAGGGUGCAGAUGCUAACUCAACAAGUGAUGAAUCUAAUGAACAAGAUUCAGAAGACAAUGAAACUAAUAACAAUUCUGAUUCCUCUUCCUCGUCUUCCUCAGAAGAACAAGAUGGAGAGCCAGGACCACCUGGCCCACCUGGGCCACCUGGUCCACCAGGAUACCCAGGAAAGCCAGGAUUUGGGCUACCAGGGCAUCCUGGUAAACCUGGGCCACCAGGGCCACAAGGAUUAUCAGCUGUUGGAAAACCAGGCCAUCCAGGAGAAGCAGGAAGGCCAGGUGUGCCAGGAACUCCUGGACGAAAAGGGGAAAAGGGAUCCCCAGGGAAGCAAGGACCAAGAGGGCCUCCAGGACCGAGUGGACCUCCUGGACCAGCUGGGUUAUCUGUCAUUGGUAAACCAGGUGCUAAAGGAGAACCAGGUCAACCAGGAACACUUGGAUUUCCUGGAAGAAAAGGGAACCCAGGAUAUCCAGGUCAACCUGGGCCAAAAGGGGACAAGGGUAUUGGAAGUCCAGGGCAACCUGGUGAUAAGGGUCCUCCUGGACCACGAGGUCCACCAGGUCUACCUGGACCACAAGGUAAAGGACACCCAGGACUGCCUGGUCCUAAAGGUGAACCAGGUCACAAGGGUGAAAAAGGAUCACCAGGAGAGUCAGGAAGGCCAGGAAAACCAGGCCAAAAUGGUCCACCCGGACCACCUGGAAAACAAGAGAUUGGAAAACCUGGAGCAAGAGGACCUCCAGGAAUUCCUGGGAAGAAAGGCCACCCUGGUCUACAAGGCUUGCCAGGUACACCUGGAGUGCCAGGCUUAGGAAAACCAGGACUGCCAGGACUAAAAGGACAUCCAGGUUUACCUGGUGAAGCUGGAAAACCAGGAGAGAAAGGACAGCAUGGCUCACCUGGAAAACCUGGACCACGAGGUUUGAUAGGACCAUCAGGGCCACCAGGACUAAAAGGCCCAAAAGGUCCAUCUGGUGCAGUUGGUGCACCAGGAGAAAAGGGUCAUCCAGGAAUGAUGGGUCCAAAAGGGCAGGCAGGCUCAAAAGGUGAGCCAGGAUCAACUGGUGAGCGAGGACCUCCAGGGCCCCCCGGAAAACCAGGAUCAAAAGGUGAUAAAGGACUACCAGGUCCAGAGGGUAAAAAGGGUGAUAAAGGACUUAUUGGACCACGUGGAAAGCCAGGCAGUGCAGGUAGAAUAGGGCCUCAAGGACCUCAAGGUCAUCCUGGUGAACCUGGAAAGAAAGGACUUACAGGAACACCCGGCCCAAAAGGCUUAAUUGGGCUUCCAGGCUCUCCAGGGCAUCCAGGAGUAAAAGGAGAUCCAGGGGUUCCAGGAACACAAGGUUCUCCAGGGCCCCCAGGUAAAUUUAAUGGAAAAGUCACUGAAGGGCCACAAGGUCCACCUGGACCAAAAGGAGCAAGUGGGCCACCAGGCAGUCCAGGACUUCCUGGUCCAGCAGGCCCACCUGGUGAAAUUAUUAUGCACACUGGAAAAUAUUUAGGCUAUCAUGGCUAUAUCAACUCAGGUGAUGUAGUGAAUCCUGUUCCAGCAUUUACUGCCAUUCUUUCUCAUCCAUUUCAUUCAACAGGUGAACCAAUAGUCUUUGACAAAAUAUUGAUCAAUUCAAAUAACAACUAUAAUCCAUCAAAUGGAAUUUUUACAUGUGAAAUAACAGGCAUCUACCAAUUUUUUUAUCACGUACAUGUCAAGGAGGCAAACGUUUGGGUUGGAUUAUAUAAAAACAAUGAACCUGUAAUGUAUACAUAUGAUGAAUAUUCACCACAAUAUGUUGAUCAUGCCUCAGGAACUGCCAUUUUACAUUUAAAUGAUGGUGACAAAGUGUAUGUAAAACUACCAACAAAGAAGUCUAAUGGCUUAUAUUCUUCUGAGUAUAUGUAUUCAUCUUUUACUGGAUUGUUAAUUACACCAUCAUGAUGCAUGUCAGUCUUAAGAGGCAAAGCUGUGAGUCUAUAUCUGACACAGUCAGAUGACAUUGUAGGGUAAAUUUAUGAAAGCGACAUAAAUACCCAAAGAAUGUCAAACCAAGAAAUCAUUGCAGUAUUUUUAAAGGACAGGCAUGCAUUCCAGGGAACCAAUCAUCCCUAUAAAGAUCAAAAUAAUAUAUUCGCUGACAGCAUGACAAUUUAUUUCUAAUUUGUGUGCACAAGUUAUGAAGAAAAAAUAUGAUCAUUUGAGAAAUAUAGUAUCAAAAGUUAUAUGCCUUCAUGAACUUUCAUUUUUUUAAAUUUAAUGUUCUAACACUGAUCAUGUUUAUGGCAUAAUUCAACAUGACUGUUUAAGAACAGGAUAAUUUUGUUAAUAUCUUUGCAAAUGACAUCAAUACAAAAAACACUUUUUCUAGGUACGUAAUACUAGCCUUUGUAUUGCAUUUACAUUUCAACUGCAACAUUGGCGAAAUUAAGUUCUGUAAAUCUGGAAGUUUAACAUCAGCUUUCAGGACACCAUCAGGAUAAGCCUAAGGUUCUGAAUUUCCAUUUCAGUGACUCAACUCUUCUGUACAACUGUUACGACACUACAGCCUUAUAAAAUGUCUCAAAGUUUCUCUCAUUGUAAUCCACCUAAAAUAGUUUGCAAUAUUUAUUAUUUGUAAUUUAAUGCUUGAAAUUCUUAGAACUUUGGGGAUUAAAUUAUGUUGUACAAUUUUCACAUUUUAGUGUAUUACUAUUAUUUCUGCAAAACAAUAAACAACCUGAACAAUACUAUGAUUCAAUUGUUCCAUUUAUAUCUUUUCUGUUCAACAUUAAAGCAAACACGAAAAGAAAACAGUGACAAUUCUUCAUAGUAAAAUUGUAAUAAUGCUCCUAAAAGAAUAAACAAAAGAUUUUUACACAAUAUUGCUAACACCUUCAAUAAGCAUUUUUUAAAGUCAUGGCGUAAGCAAACACACAGCAUGCAAAAGAAUUCCUAGAAGCAUCGUUAUCCACAAUUAAU